AUGGUAGCAGCGCGGGCGAGGGCAUUCCAGGAUGAAGACCUCCGGCGGCCUUGGGAGACUCUCCGCAGCGCCGCGCGCCAGCGCAACCUCGCGCUCGCGCAGCAGGCGCUGCAGCUGGAGGCGGCGCUGCUGCGCGGCCGCGCGCUGCGGGCCUGCGAGACGCGGGAGGGUCCAGGGUGCACGAGCAUGCAGAAGGUCGGGUGCUUGGGCUGCAUCGACGUGGUGAAGGGAGUGCCCGUCUGGGACCAGAGCAGGCCCCUCGCGUGCGGCACGGACAAGGACCAGAGGGGGCAGGGCAAGGCGCAGCGGGCAGGCGGCAAGGGCAGCCGAGAUCCGCACGAGGAGCAAAAGGCCGCGGGCGGGAAGCUACGGGCCAGCCGGGGAGGAGGCACCGCUGGAGACAAGCAGAAGCACGCGAAGAGGGUCGCCCAUGCGGAUUGUCAAGUGGAGAGGUCGCUGAGGAUGCUGAGGGCGAUGGAACGCAAGAUUUUUGACUCGGGCUGGGAGCCGAAUGGCCCUUGGCACCAGGUGACGGACGACGGCGAAAUCUUCGGAUGCGACGAUCCGUCGGAUAUGGACGACCACGUGGACACCAGCGACCUGAAGCGGGUGACGACGGAGCCGACCAAAGGAAAGCAGCGGCAAGGAGCGGCGCAGCACUUCGCAGGCGGAGGACUCGAAGGAAGAGUGGACCUCAGAUCGGCGAGGGCUUUGCUGAAGAAACUGAAGAAGAAAGGCAAGCACGAGCAGUACGGGGCAAAACUCGCGACCAUGACGGAAGCAGCGUGGCCGAAGCAGCACAUUGCGGGAUCGGGAUCGAGACUAGGAGCUGCGCAGGAGGCGAAGGAUUGUCCUAUGAUCAGGUACACAGCAGACUCGAGCUACGCGAUGAGAAGCAUGAACAAGCUUGAGGCUGGAAAGAUGCCGAAUUCACACGUGGGCAGGCAGGGCAAGAGGUUGGAGAUCAUCAAGGUAGAGAACCGCAUGACGGCCGAGGAGGUUAUCAAAGCAGGCGCAGGCCACUUCUAUUUCAUGGGCAACAGCUUCGCGGACGACCCCGUGAAAGGAAGUAUCGAGGAGGUGCAGGUAUCACGUCGGUGCGUUCGUUUUAAUGUGGAGCAUUUUGCCUACUGCAUGUGCACAUUCACUUUCUUUGCGAAUUAUUACUGCAGGAAUUGGCGGUACACCGCGCUCUCGGCGCACGGCUCUCGCGAAGUUUUGCGGGGCACCGGUGGCCGCGCCAAGGGCCAGCUGGUCUGCGGCGGCAGGACACAGCGCGUCGCGGUCUGCGUCGCGAGGACGCGCGGCGUCAAGCGCUUGGCAGUGGAGAUCCAGAUGCUGAAGCACGUCGGGAAGCACCCACACAUCGCGGAGCUGUUGUAUAGCCACACCUGCGACGCGACGGCAUACUUUGCGCUGGAGGCGGUAGAGCCCAUCGGCUUCGACCUUGACAGGCUCGCGAAGCAGUACGUGUUCGCCAAGCAGAGCGUGCCCGUGCUCCUGGCCCAGCGGCUGAUCAACCAGCUGGCCGACGCGCUGAAGUGGAUGCACAGCCGGAAGGUCGUGCACCGGGACGUCAAGAGCGAGAACGUCCUGGUGACGAGGAGCUACGACGCGAAGCUGAUAGACUUCGGCAUCGCCAUCCCUUGGGGAGGGAGGGUCUGGGCCCCCAAGACCUACAUGGCCCCGGAGCUCUGCGCCGGCAACCUCCCCCAACUCCACUGGGUGGACUCCUGGGGGCUGGGGGUCGUGCUCCAUCAGAUGUACCAGCACCGCUGGGACAUCAUCGACUGCACGGGGACGAACAUAAAGAUGCGCCCCAACCGCCCGUGCUUGGCAAACCCCAUGUCCGACGACCUGAGGGAGGCAAUGCUCGGCCUGCUGCGACUGGAGGAGGCCAGCAGGCUGACGCUGGAGGACAUCGAGCAGCGGCUGCCCGCCGACGAGCAGACGCAGGCGGGCUCCCGGAGCACCUGGCGCGCCCCCGUGGCGGACGGGGCGGACACGCGCAGGUGGCUCAAGAAGUACAGGGGCUCGGCACCACCGCUGACGGCGUACGCCGCGGUCGUGGACUCGAGGAACGGCCAUCUAGUCGGCAAGAAGGUCGGGGAAUUGGACUUACGGAACAAGUACGGUGCUACCCUUGUGCUGAUGGAUGUUCCAGCAAAUCCUUCAAAAGAGAUCGACAGAGUAUUGGUCAAGUCACCGAAUUUUCCAGUGAUCCGAGAAGGCGCCUGGCUGUAUUUUGGCCUCCCCCACUGCGACUCCCCGGACGAGACGAUAGCGGAGCUGCGGCAGGGGCUCUUCCCGCACAUCGGGAACGGCCUCGGCCGCAGCGUGAACUCGAAGGACGGCCUGAUGGUUUUCACGCUCGAGUUCGAUUGCUUCUCGUUCCCGGAGCACAUCUCGAGCGAGAGCGGCCCUCGGUCCGAGAGCGACCAGGGACGGGACCCGGGCGCUCGACCUGCGGAAGAGCUUCGGCCUGAACUUGGCGGGGGUCAUCAGCUCCAAGGGCACGGAGACGUGGUUUCCAGGGCCCGAUCGCGAGGUUGA
Molecule: messenger RNA, 2553 nt
Organism: Prorocentrum cordatum
Lineage: Eukaryota; Dinophyceae; Prorocentrales; Prorocentraceae
Source: the annotation of a GenBank genome assembly